ACCCGCAUCCACACUGGGUGUGGUAAUAUUGUUAAAAGAAACCCAUGGGAUGUGUUAGGAGGCUCUUUCUCACUGGCUCAUUUCUGUCUCCCCUGCCCUCUUUUCCAGGUCAGAUUCUGGGCCCUUUGCCACCUCGUGACCCCCGCCAUACCCAGAGAGAGAGGAAAGCAAUGCAGAGAUGCCAGCAUCGUUCUCCCUCUUCCUCCUGGUCCUGAUCCUGCACGGCGGCCUCCCCUGCCCGCAGAGCUGCGACUGCCCGCCGGGGAGCGGCGUGGUGUGGUGCAACCGGAAGGACCUGGUGACCAUCCCUUUCGACAUUCCCCACGACACCCGGGUCCUCUACCUGGACUCCAACUGGAUCACCCACGUCCCCAACGGGGCCUUCUACGGCCUGAAGCAGCUCCGCGAGCUUCACCUGGCGGACAACCUGAUUGAGAGCAUAGCGCCGGGGGCCUUCCGCGGCCUGGGCGGGGGGCUGAGGCUGCUGGACCUUUCCGGCAACCAGCUGGAGAGGAUGGAGUUUGCCCCCUUCGCCAUGCUCACCUGGGUCCGGCUAGAGCUGUACGACAACCCCUGGCACUGCGACUGCUCCCUGCAGAAGCUGGUGGAGGCUCUUCCUCUGGACGCAGAGACCGUGGAGGACGUUGUGUGUGCCACUGCGGAGUGGGAGGAAUACACCGGGAAGACCUUAGCUCGCUUGCUCAACACCGGCGUCAACUUCUGCCUGGGCCAGCAGAGGAACACGGACCUGGCCAUGCUGCUCACCAUGUUCUGCUGGUUCGCCGUGGUCAUCACCUACGUCAUC
Podarcis muralis (Common wall lizard) is the source of this 805-nucleotide messenger RNA. Lineage: Eukaryota; Metazoa; Chordata; Lepidosauria; Squamata; Lacertidae. The record is from RefSeq and is a predicted model, not a curated record.